AUGAGUAAAUCUAAAGUGUCGGCAGAAUGGAAGAAGCGUGUGAAGUCGGAAUACAUGAGGCUCCGCCAAGUCAAGCGCUUCAAGCGUGUAGACGAGGUGAAGGUGGCAUGGGCCCGUAACCUCAGGAUCAUGUCUGAGUCCAUAGAGGCUCAGGACUCUGAGAACAAUGAGCGUGCAAGGAAACCGUUCUGGCCACCACCAGCUACAUUACCAAACCACGAGACCCUCAUGAAGAGAGCUGAGGUCACUUACACUGAUGCCUCCGGAGUAGUAACAACACAACAAGUACCAAUCCGCAUAAUAAACUCGGUAAACCCAAUACCGACAAUGUAUACCUGGGCUCCUACACAGAAGAACUUCAUGGUGGAAGAUGAGACAGUUCUCCACAACAUUCCAUACAUGGGAGACGAGGUCCUGGAUCAGGACGGUACAUUCAUCGAGGAGCUCAUAAAGAACUACGACGGGAAAGUGCAUGGCGACAAAGAAGGUGGUUUCAUAGACGACCAGUUGUUUGUGGACCUGGUGCACGCGCUGAUGGCGUUCCAGACCAAGGAGGAGGUGGCUGAAGAACGCAGGGACAGAGAGGCUCGGAACUCUAAGGAGGAGAAGGAGAAAGAGAAAGAAGCUAAAGAAAAAGCAGCUUCUGAACGGAAGGACAGAGAAGCUCGCAACUCAAAGGAGGAUAAAGAGAAAGCACACUCAAGUAAGGAUAAACCAGAAGAUCGCAAAGACAGGGAAGCUCGGCACUCCAAAGAAGAAAAAGAGAAAGCAGUACCAACAGUGAUGCCCUUCCAGUCUAACGAUGACUUAGCCGAGGAGCUUAAAGAGCCGGACACUCUGAAACCUACCAUGGAAGAGGUAGAGAAAGAUAAGGAGAAGGAUAAAGAAAAAGAAACCCAGGAGAGUGAGAAAGCGGUGCCCAAUGACAAGCAGUUCCCAAUAUUCACGAUAUUCCAAGCUAUCAGCAUUCAGUUCCCGGAUAAAGGGACAGCUCAAGAGUUGAGAGAGAAGUACAUAGAGCUGACAUCCCGUAGCGACCCCAACGCUCUGCCUCCAGAAUGCACGCCCAACAUAGACGGUCCACUGGCGGAGUCAGUGUCUCGGGAACAAACGAUGCACUCGUUCCAUACAUUGUUUUGUCGACGAUGCUUCAAAUACGACUGCUUUUUACACCGUCUACAGGCAUGUCACCCGGGGCCCAACUUGACUAAGAGGAAGGGGCCCGACCUCAAGCCAUUCUCUGAACCUUGCGGCUCCAGCUGUUAUAUGCUUUUGGAAGGUAUGCGUGAGAAGUUAGCUCGCGAGAAGGCGGCCGGAGAGGAGGACAAAGGGAAGACUCACGCGAUGGACUCGCCCAACGACGCAUCCUCCGAAGAUAGCAAUGAUAGUAACCGUUUCCAGAAAGGUAGCAACAGUAACUCCAGUAACAGCAACUGGGGCAAUGGUCAGCUGAAGGCGCCCGGCGACGGGGCUGCUGAACCCGCCUACAAUGCGCUAGGCUUGACAGUGGGCGACAUAGACUCUGAGUGGACGGGGUCUGACCAGUCCAUGUUUAGAGCUCUGCAUAAGGUGUUCCCCUCCAACUACUGCGCCAUCGCUCAGGUCAUGCUCUCCAAGACUUGUCAGCAGGUAUACACAUACUGGAUCAACACCGGCCAGGAGGAGUGUCGCGUGGAGGCCGAGCUGACUCCGCCGCGCAAGAAGAAGAAGAAACAUCGACUCUGGUCCGUGCACUGCCGGAAGAUACAACUCAAGAAGGACUCCGCCUCGCAUCACGUGUACAACUACACCCCGUGCGACCACCCCAACCAGCCGUGCGACAGUAUGUGUCCGUGCCUACAGUCGCAGAACUUCUGCGAGAAAUUCUGUCAGUGCAGCAGCGAUUGCCAGAACCGGUUCCCGGGGUGUCGCUGCAAGGCGCAGUGCAACACGAAGCAGUGCCCGUGCUACCUGGGCGUGCGCGAGUGCGACCCCGACCUGUGCUCGGCCUGCGGCGCCGACGCCCCGCACCACCACGACCGCCCCGCCGGACGGACGCGCCCGCCGCAGGUCUUCUGCAAGAAUGUCUCGGUGCAGAGAGGUCUCCACAAGCACCUACUCUUGGCUCCGAGCGACGUGGCUGGCUGGGGCAUCUUCCUGAAGGACGCGGCACAUAAGAAUGAGUUCAUCUCCGAGUACUGCGGAGAGAUCAUCUCACAAGACGAGGCCGACAGACGCGGCAAGGUCUACGACAAGUACAUGUGCUCGUUCCUCUUCAAUCUUAAUAAUGACUUUGUAGUGGACGCGACACGUAAAGGUAACAAGAUUCGUUUCGCGAACCACUCCAUCAAUCCAAACUGCUACGCGAAGGUCAUGAUGGUGAACGGAGACCAUCGCAUCGGGAUCUUCGCCAAGCGAGCCAUACAACCUGGAGAGGAACUGUUCUUUGAUUACAGAUAUGGUCCCACCGAGCAACUGAAGUUCGUCGGCAUCGAGAGGGAAAUGGAAUUCUUAUGA
This is a messenger RNA of Spodoptera littoralis (African cotton leafworm), 2496 nucleotides long. The record is from the annotation of a GenBank genome assembly. Lineage: Eukaryota; Metazoa; Arthropoda; Insecta; Lepidoptera; Noctuidae.